Molecule: messenger RNA, 696 nt
Organism: Ostrea edulis (European flat oyster)
Lineage: Eukaryota; Metazoa; Mollusca; Bivalvia; Ostreida; Ostreidae
Exons: 4
Coding region: 127-633 (168 amino acids)
Source: RefSeq, a predicted model, not a curated record
AAUCGUGACUUGCAACAUAUUGCAACAUGCCUCAGUUUAUAAGAAUUGCCUAUAUAAAUCAGAGUAACCACGAUAAUUUUUAUCACACAUUGGAACGAAGUUAACCUUGCAUAGUGUCCUCCAAUCAUGGCAAGAAUGUAUCUAAUCUUCCUCAACGUGUAUUUGGCCGCUCUGUUUGGGUAUACCAGUGCCAACACGCAGAUAUGGAAAAUUGCAAAAACAAAACUUGGUUCUACGAAGUGGAGAUUGGUAAACGACUGGAGAGGAGAUAGCGAUUACGAGAACCAGUGGAAGUGCAAUCUUUUCGUUUAUGACGUGCUUCUGGAAGCCAACGCCAAAGUACCAAACAGAAGAUUUUGGGGACACUAUCCCAUUGGUGCCAACGAAUGGGCUAACCCUCAGUCUCGGUAUGUCGAAAAGACUGGGUGCUAUAAAACAGUGUCGGACAAAGACAAACAGAGAGGUGACGUCAUAGCAUUUGAAAGACGUGGUACUAGUGGACACAUGGGGAUAGUUUCUACCAUUGGCUUUUACGUCAGCGCUGGCAAACACAAGGUUACAGAAACGUCCAUCAAGGGGUUUCUGCGAGAAAACACAAUCGCGCGGACAACCAUCUGGAGAUAUACCUGCUAAAUAUCUUUCUUUAUCUACAUCAUUUGUUGUCUUUGAAAUAAAAAUAAAUAACUUAUAAGAAUA